Molecule: messenger RNA, 2211 nt
Organism: Ectocarpus siliculosus
Lineage: Eukaryota; Phaeophyceae; Ectocarpales; Ectocarpaceae
Source: the annotation of a GenBank genome assembly
AUGAACGAGUGGUCGCAGCCGCGCGAGCGAGCAGAGUGGACUCACCCUCGCCGCGCUGCCAAGGAGAUCAUCAGCUACCUGUCACAAGUCGAGACAGUCAUCGACCAGUACGCCCAGGAUGACCACAGCUAUGGGGGGGCCGACGACGAUGACGACGACGACGACGUCGGUCGCGAGCAGCUGAUGGACAACAUCCUCGAGGAGCUCAAGCACCAGACCGCCAGCAUCAUGGAGGACCGCCAAGGCAGCGUGGUGGCGGAGAAGAUGGCCCGGCGGCUCUCCCCGCUGCAGCUCCGCACCAUGCUCGGCCGGUGCCGCGGGUACAUGCUCAGCCUGGCAAACAAUCGCUACUCCUCGCACGUCCUGCAGACUCUCCUCAGCGUCGCCGGGCAGGUCGUUGAGGACGAGAUCUCUGGAGACGACGACGCUGACGAAGAAGAAGACGCAGCACAGCACUACGAGGAAGACCCGGGCACCGCAGCCGUAAGCGACGGCAGCAAGAAGAUCGACAAGAUGCAAGAUAUCCUGCUCUCCUUGGUCUCUGAGCUGUCCGGCGCGUGGGCGGAGCUCUUCGCCGACAUCAGCGGCAGCCACGUGGGGCGGGGGUUCCUCCAGGUGCUCGGGGGCAUGCCUGUCCUCUCCGAGAAGCGCGGGCGUCAGUCCCGACACGCCCAUUCCAUCGGCACAGCCGUAGGCCCGGCGAGGAUGGGUGGGCGCAGCAACAACAACAACCACGGCAACGGCUCCUCGGUAGGCGCCGAGGGCAAAUCUUCCGCCUCGCCAGCAGUUGACCCCGAGGCCCUCGAGAAGUGGUCCACGCCCUACAAGCACCGCGUCCCGCGAUCCUUUGUCGCGGCACUUGGGGAGGUAACCUCGGAGCUCGAGGCGUUGCCAGCGAGCGAGCUGCAGACUCUGGCGUGCGGGACGUUUGGGUGCCCGCUGCUGGUGAUGCUGCUCAGGGUCCACGGCAACCUGGCGACGGCGUCGUCUGCUGCUGAGACGAUGGUGCUGCCGUGCCUGGAGCACGAGUCGAUGGCGAUGAAAAUCGUGAAGAAGGUGCUCGAGUGGGACGACCAGGAGCGUAGCGCGCAGGUGGUGUACGCCAUCUCCGGGGAGAACACCGCGAGUCAUUUUCUCGAGGCGGUGCUGUGGCUGUCACCGAGAAGCUUCUUCGAGGAGCUGUACCACCGGUGCUUUGAGAGCAAGCUCCUGGAGUUUUGCGAGCACGGCGUGUCUAACUUCUUGAUCCAGGCAGCGCUGCAGCGGGCAGACGACAAGGCCUUAGCCGAGAAGAUGGUGGAGGCCAUCAGCGACAACGCCUCCGAACUGCUCAAGGCACGCCGGGCGGGGGUGCUGUGGAGGGCCGCGCAGGCUUGCGUCCGCUUGCGGCUCAAGCCCAAGACGCAGGCCAAGAUCCUCCAGGACAUCGCGCUCGCGGUGCAGGCAGGGCACACGGGGAGCGCACCCCCACCGACACCAACUGACGAGAGCAACCCCAAGGCAGAACAGGACAAAGCGGCUGCGUCGGAUUCUCCUCCUUCCAUCGCGGACGCGUUCAAGGCGGCCCGCACUUGGGUCCCCGCUUUGCUGAGCCCCCGUCUUCCCGGGGAGGGGGGGCUAGACCGCCUGUUCCUCAACGUCCCCGGGGCACGCAUCAUGCAGAACGCCUUGCUGUUCGACCCUCCAGUGGCGGCCCCCGUGCUCAAGGCAGUGGCUGCGUUGCCGGACGAUGUUCUCGCCGCCGUUGCGCGCGACAACAUGGGCAGCCGCUGUCUCCUGGACCCCAUUCUGGAAGCGGCAGGGGCGAGAGGUGGGGGUGGGGGUAAGGGCGGGGGCAAGAACAAGCCCGCGGAGGAGGCGAGGAGGGCUAUCCUGAGGGCGUUCAAGGGGCACUUGGUGGCCAUGGCGUGCGAUCGCGUGGCCUGGCAUAUCCUCCUCAAGUGUUUCCGGGGAGUGGACAUGAAGGAAAAGAGGUGGGGAGCAGGCAUGGUCCCCCAUGUCCGGCUACCCGUCGGGGCGGUCCGUCCUCACGGAAUGCAUGGUCGAGCGGUUCUCGCGGUCGCCUCACGAGUGGGAGGACGCCUUCAAGAACAGGGACAAUCGUGCCAAGAUGCUCACGGAGAUCCUCGCAGUCGAGUCGGCAUCUACGACAUCUACGAAGAAGGGGACAUCCGGGAAGAGCAGCGGGGGAACUUCUUCCGCCAGCGCUAG